AUUUUGGAGCUUAAUCGCACAAGUGCGGUUUACGAAGACACAUCGUCUCACAAGGGACCCAAAUUUAAAAAAGUUAUUCCGCAAGUAACGGAAAAAAAAUUUUCAACGUCUUUUUUGGUUGUUGGACAAGACGCCGCAAAUUCUCGAUCGCCAUCCGGAGUGCAUAGAAUGGUAGAAGGCCUUCCCCCGCAAUAUAACGCGAAAAAUUCCAAUGUAACAAAAUCGGAGGACGAUAACUACACUGCAGCAGCAUCGCACGACAGCAUCGUAAUUGUCACGACGACAACGGUAACUGACACGCCAAAGAAACUUCCAAGCGAUCCGGAAAAGGCAUUUCCCGUAAAAGCGGAUUUCGAAACUGCCAUCGAGCUUACGCAAUACGGCAAAUUUCACUAUAUUCUGCUGGCAAUAUGCGGACUCGUGAGCAUGAGCGAGGAAAUGGACGUCAUUUCGAUGUCGUUCAUCCUUCCGUCGGCCGAAUGUGACUUGGAGCUGGAUACGCAAUCCAAGGGAUGGCUCAACUCGAUCAUCUUUAUCGGGAUGAUGGUGGGCGCUUACACCUGGGGUUCGUUAGCUGACAGCAUGGGCAGGAAGAAAGUCUUGAUUGUGAUCUCACUGAUGAACGGCUUGUGCAUCGUGGCGUCGUCUUUCGCCCAAAGUUACAUGCCCUUCAUGAUUUUCCGUUUUCUGAAUGGUGUCGCACUGGGCGGCAGUGGACCCGUGAUUUGGUCAUAUUUUGCGGAAUUUCAACCGAAAUCGCGACGUGGAUCGAUGUUGAGUUUCAUGGCGGCAUUUUGGUCACUUGGCAAUAUUUUUGUCGCGAGUUUGGCUUGGUUGGUAAUUCCCAGUGGCGUUGGAUUUGUCACAAAAUAUUUCGUGUACAACUCGUGGCGCGUAUUUCUGAUGAUUUGUGCCAUCCCGUCGUUUAUUGUGUGUGCCCUGCUGUUGUACUUGCCCGAAAGCCCGAAAUUCCUGUUGUCACGUGGCAAGGAAGAAAAAGCCCUGAACAUCUUCCAAUGGAUCUACAAAGUCAAUACGGGCAAGGAAAUGACAGAUUACCCGGUGAAAGGUUUAAUCAUCGACGAUCAUCUGAACCAAGAGCUCGAAGAACGAAAACGCCCACUCAAAGGAAAUUUCAAAAAAAUGCUGUGGGACGUCACCCAUACCACAAAACAACUUUUCCAAUCGCCCGUCUUGAAAUUCACAAUGAUCUCAAUAACGAUCAACUUCACCUUCCACAUCGGCUAUUACGGACUAAUGAUGUGGCUACCCGAACUUUUCAACCGUUUCGACCAAUAUUCGAACCAUUUCCCCGGCGAAAGUGCUUCCGUAUGCAAAGUCACCGAUUUUGUCGUCAAUUUGGAAUCACAUCUCACGAAAUCUCAAUCGUGCAACUCGGCAAUUCCAAGUACGGUCUAUCUGGAAUCCCUUAUUUCCGUUACGGCGGCCUUGCCAGCGAAUUUGAUCGCCAUUUUGGGCAUGGAUACACUCGGGCGGAAAUUUUUCAUGGUUUUUUCGACAGUUUCGGCGGGAUUGUGUUCCGCCGGCAUGAUGUUCGUCGUGAAUAAAACGCAAAAUCUCAUCGUGUCAGCGAUCUUUUCGGGAGUUAUUUCGUGCGGAAAUGCGGCGUUGGAUUGUUUGAUCACCGAAGUCUUCCCCACACACUUGCGAGCGACGGGAAUUGCUGUUUCCAUGGUUUCGGCACGUUUGGGCGGGAUUAUUGGUAAUGUCGUUAUUGCACAAUUGCUGGAUACGCAUUGCCCGGCGCCGACUGUCAUUGUGGCAUUUUUGCUGAUUGCGGGCGGGCUCAUGUCACUCAUCUUGCCAAACACAACCAAAAAAGCGUUGAAUUAAGUCUAGUUACUUUAAUCUUGUUUACAAGAGAAUUAUCAUUAGCUUAAAUUAAUGUUAAUAAAUAAAAUGUAGAUACGACGAAAU
Messenger RNA from Culicoides brevitarsis, 1938 nucleotides. RefSeq names its product synaptic vesicle glycoprotein 2C. Gene Ontology annotation, molecular function: transmembrane transporter activity. Gene Ontology annotation, cellular component: membrane. The record is from RefSeq and is a predicted model, not a curated record. Lineage: Eukaryota; Metazoa; Arthropoda; Insecta; Diptera; Ceratopogonidae. The coding region runs from base 169 to 1854 and encodes 561 amino acids. Gene Ontology annotation, biological process: transmembrane transport. The transcript has a single exon.